Musa acuminata AAA Group (dessert banana) is the source of this 1055-nucleotide messenger RNA. RefSeq names its product ethylene-responsive transcription factor 4-like. Gene Ontology annotation, biological process: regulation of DNA-templated transcription. Bases 81 to 1004 code for a protein of 307 amino acids. The record is from RefSeq and is a predicted model, not a curated record. NCBI's taxonomy places the organism in Eukaryota, Viridiplantae, Streptophyta, Magnoliopsida, Zingiberales, Musaceae. Gene Ontology annotation, molecular function: DNA binding; DNA-binding transcription factor activity. The transcript has a single exon.
AGCGGCGCUCUACUGGUAGCAAGGCGUGUCGGCCGGGGAUUGGGGAUACGUUUAGCAUUACGCUACUUUGCACCGAAUUGAUGUGGAAGCGAGGGCGGCGGGCCCCUGGGCGGUCAAACCGCCCGUGGACUGCGCCCAUCCUUGUCCGCUCCCACCGUUCGCUCCUCUCCUCUCUUCCUCUCUCCUUCCUUCACCCGUCCUCUAUUUCUACUCCCCAGCCCGCACUAUCCUCCCUCAAUGCUCAUCCGAUUGCCAUCCUCUCUCUCUCCCGAUCAAUAAGAAAAAGAAGAAGAAGAGAAGUAAGUCUUACGAUGGCACCCAGGGUGAAGGCUUCCAGAACCGGUGACGGAUGUGGCGGCGGCGGCGGCUGCCGAGGAGGAGGAGAUGGGAAGGGGGCGAGCUACCGGGGGGUCAGGAAGCGGCCGUGGGGGCGGUACGCGGCGGAGAUCCGGGACCCAGCCAAGAAGUGCCGCGUGUGGCUCGGCACCUUUGACACCGCCGAGGAGGCCGCGCGCGCCUACGACGCCGCCGCCCGCCGGUUCCGCGGGCCCAAGGCCAAGACAAACUUUUCCUGCCCCCCGACGACCUCGGCAGCGGGCGCGGGCGCUGGCGCGGCGUCCUCCAGCCCCAGUGUCAGCACCGUCGAGUCGUCCACCCCGCCAAGGAGGCCCUCUGUCCGCAUCCCGGCGCUGGAUCUCGGGCUCCCCCAUCCCUCCGCCCGGAUCCCAUUCGCGCACUGCGUGCCCGCCGCGGCGUGUCCGUUGGUGUUCUUCGACCCGAUCGCGGCUUCCGAGAAGGCGGCAACAAUGAUCGCUCCUCCGACGAUCGUGGCAGAGUUCAGAGAUAUCAGGGGGCCGGUGUGUGACGGGGUGGAGAGCGACUCGGACUCGUCGUCGGUGGUUGAUUGCCCUCGCUCACCGUCGGCCAGAGCGACGAAGAGGAUUUGCUUCGAUUUCGAUCUCAAUUUGCCACCUUCGCCGGAGUUCGCAAUUGCUUCGUCUUGAUAUCCAAAUCUUUAUAAAUAAUAAAAAGAAAUUUACGAGAAAUAUUAGACA